AUGGCUGUUGUCUACGACUCCCUCGUCGAGGACUUCAAGGCAUAUGCCACCCGCGAGCCAACACGAGAGCAGCUCUUCCGCGACGCCAUCGCCUCCGCCAUACACCCUGCAAAUGGUGGCGCCGAGGAGAUGAAAGCAGAAGACAUCGCCACGCUGGAAGACUACUUCCGCUACUGCCACGAUCUGCUGCGCUGGGUUCCGACUGUGAGCACCACUGGCGACGAGCUCCUUCGCAAACUGCUCGUAUUCUAUUGGGUGUUUAACCAGCCUACUCUCCAAAACUACCAAAACGCCAUCAACCCGGGCAGUAUCCGGGAUGAUCCCAAGUGGCUUUCGUACUGGUUGGUGAUCUAUGCUCGAGAGAUGGGCCGUUUCCUGGGUACGAAAGAGUCAACGGGGGGGGGGGGGGGGGGGGGGGGGGGGGGGGGGGGGGGGGGGGGGGGGGGGGGGGUUCAAAGCUUUUAUGACAACAUACUGUAUAACCAGGAAAGUGACAAGUGGCAGGAUCCUCCUGAGGGUGGAUGGGAGUCGUUCAACCAGUUCUUCUCUAGAAAGUGGAAGAACAUCGACGAUGCACGACCUAUCAAGCUCGAGGAUCAAGAUGAGAAGGCAAUUCUCAGCGUUGCCGACUCGACCUUCCACGGCCACUGGGAUGUGGUGCAGGGCGAUGUCACCCUCAAGGGCGUUCCGUGGCCGAUUGAAAAGCUGCUGCAGAACACAGCAGGCGAGUUCGCGACUGGAUCGUUCAUGCAUGCCUUCCUAGGUCCGACGGACUACCAUCGACAGCAUGCUCCAGUCACUGGCACCGUUGUCGAGUCCCGCAUUAUCCAGGAGCAGGUCUAUCUAGAGGUCACCAUGAAGCAGGACGGUAUGGCUCCUAACCGUGGCCUGUUUGUCAACAAGAUCAAGGAUAGAAGUGAUGCCAAGGAUUUUAAAGAUCUCGACGCCCCGGAUACUCCUGGGUACCAGUGGUGUCAGACCCGUGGGCUGAUUGUGAUUGAAACAGAGAACCACGGCAAGGUUGCUGUGCUCCCUAUCGGCAUGGCGCAGGUGUCGUCGGUUGUGCUGAAAGUGAAGCCGGGCGACAAGGUCAACAGAGGUGAUGAAAUCUCUUACUUCCAGUUUGGAGGAUCGGAUGUGGUUCUCGUCUUUCAACAGCCUGUCGGUUAUAACGUGGAGCCGAACACCAAGUGCAACGUGAGGACUCGUGUUGCUACUUUCCAGUAG
This is a messenger RNA of Aspergillus wentii DTO 134E9, 1227 nucleotides long. RefSeq names its product phosphatidylserine decarboxylase. The coding region runs from base 1 to 1227 and encodes 408 amino acids. Gene Ontology annotation, biological process: phospholipid biosynthetic process. NCBI's taxonomy places the organism in Eukaryota, Fungi, Ascomycota, Eurotiomycetes, Eurotiales, Aspergillaceae. The transcript has a single exon. Gene Ontology annotation, molecular function: phosphatidylserine decarboxylase activity. The record is from RefSeq and is a predicted model, not a curated record.